AUGACUCAGGGAUUUAUAAAAGAUCGGGAAAGGUAUGCUCAGGACAGUGAUGAGUUUUUUCUGAGUCCCAAACCUGCUCUGGUUGACAGAACAGAAACAACAUCUUCGACUCUUGAGUGGGCGAUGACAGAACUCAUACGAAACCCUACCGCUAGGAUGAAGUUGCAAACAGAAGUACGGGAAAUUGUCCAAGACAGACAGGUCAUAACCGAUGAUGACUUAGGGAAAAUGCAGUAUCUGAAAGCCGUGAUCAAGGAAACCCUACGUCUGCGUGCUCCAGUCUCACUACUAGGGCGAGUAACUCGAGAGGACAUAACAGUUAUGGGAGAUCCUGCGUCUUGGGACCAACCGGAGAUGUUCCAUCUAGAGAGGUUCCUAAAUUCUUCACUAGACUUCAAAGGUGCUGAUUUCAAGUUUGCCCCGUUCUGGCAUGGGAGACGAGGUUGCCCAGGUAUCGCGCUUGCAAUAGUAAGCGUUAAGCUCGUGCUAGCGAAUCUUGUGCACAAGUUCGAGUGGAAACUGCCUAUGGGAGCAAAAUGUGAGGAUUUGGACGUGUUGGAACAGUCUGGUGUUAGUCUUCAUAGAAAGAAUCCCCUUCCUGUUGUGCCAAUCUUGAAGCUAGUCAUCGAGAGCUAUGGAGUUUGUGGAGUAAUUCAUAGUAUAGGAGAAGAUAAGCUAUAG
Salvia splendens (bonfire salvia) is the source of this 681-nucleotide messenger RNA. Its product is annotated as cytochrome P450 71A8. Lineage: Eukaryota; Viridiplantae; Streptophyta; Magnoliopsida; Lamiales; Lamiaceae. Gene Ontology annotation, molecular function: monooxygenase activity; heme binding; iron ion binding. The transcript has 4 exons. The record is from RefSeq and is a predicted model, not a curated record. Bases 1 to 681 code for a protein of 226 amino acids.